Myripristis murdjan (pinecone soldierfish) is the source of this 1105-nucleotide messenger RNA. RefSeq names its product claudin-10-like. Gene Ontology annotation, molecular function: structural molecule activity. The record is from RefSeq and is a predicted model, not a curated record. The coding region runs from base 89 to 865 and encodes 258 amino acids. The transcript is spliced from 5 exons. Lineage: Eukaryota; Metazoa; Chordata; Actinopteri; Holocentriformes; Holocentridae. Gene Ontology annotation, cellular component: bicellular tight junction; membrane.
AAGGCUCGAGAAGGAAGCAUUGGUGGCACUUGUGCCAUUGCUUGGUUUUAGCCUUUUUUCGGUGCAGCGGUUCAGCAAUCAGGCAAACAUGAAUUACAGGACUGUGGUGAUGUACAUGGAGAUCGGCUGCUUUGUGGUCUCUGUGUGUGGAUGGAUCCUGGUCUGCUCCACCAUGCCCACAGAGAUCUGGACCUGGUCUGAGGUAGACAGCAUAGUUCUGACCACUUCAAACUACUUCUCCAACCUGUGGAAGGAUUGCAUAUCUGAUUCAACAGGAGUAUCUGACUGCAAGGGAAUCCCAUCAAUGCUUGCACUGAAUUGGGACAUCCACAUGUGUCGCGCUCUCAUCAUCACCUCCAUUAUUCUGGGCUUCUUCGGAUCCAUUCUUGUCUUAGUGGGAAUGAAGUGCACUAAGAUUGGAGGAUCAGAGAUUGCAAAUGCAAGAGUAACUUUUGCAGGAGGGAUGAAUUACCUUAUCUCAGGGAUGUGCUCCAUGAUUGCCUUUUCCUAUUAUGGAAACAAAAUAAGAGCGGAAUUUCAAGACCCAAAUUUCAAAGCUCAAAAGUUUGAAAUAGGUGUUGGUGUGUUUAUUGGCUGGGGAGGCUCCACCCUACUUGUUGUUGGAGGUCUUAUUUGCAGUAGCUUUGCAGGGAAGGAAGGCUGCCAGUCAAGCUCAAAGAAAAAGGGGCUCCCUGUCUACCGGUUCCCUGAUCCCUACACCGCUGUUCCAGCCAAAGAGCUCAACAUGUCUUCAGCUCGCACACAGAGUGAUGAGAGCAGAAAAUCCUGGAGCAGCAGUGAAAGCAGAGCCAGCAGUGUGUCUGGCAUCAGCAGGAGCAGCAAGACAUCUACUAUUUAUGUGUGACCAACAUUCCAAAGCUGGAAAAUAACUUAUUACCAUGUUACUGUCAUUUAUAUAUGUUUGGAUGGCAAGAUUUCUAAAGAAUUUUUGAGGAAUUAAGUAAUUGUACAUCUGAAUAAGUUUUAUUUUAAGACAUACGUAAUGUACAGAUAGAUGAGUCAUUCACAAUAAAACACCAACUUGCUGAUAAUAAUGCCAAUAUUGGUUGUUCACUGUGUCUAUCAGAUUUUUCUGUAGAUGAAU